Messenger RNA from Panicum hallii, 2246 nucleotides. Its product is annotated as CDT1-like protein b. Gene Ontology annotation, cellular component: nucleus. The transcript is spliced from 8 exons. Bases 187 to 1878 code for a protein of 563 amino acids. NCBI's taxonomy places the organism in Eukaryota, Viridiplantae, Streptophyta, Magnoliopsida, Poales, Poaceae. Gene Ontology annotation, biological process: mitotic cell cycle; regulation of DNA-templated DNA replication initiation; DNA replication preinitiation complex assembly. Gene Ontology annotation, molecular function: DNA polymerase binding; DNA binding. The record is from RefSeq and is a predicted model, not a curated record.
GCUUUCGUUUGGCCUCCUCUUCCGGUCCUCGGCUCUUCGCUCCCCCAACCUCUCUCACCACAACGGCACGCUCCCGCCGCCGCCGGCCGACUCCCGCGGCGAAUCCUGCGUCCGAAGCGCCGCCCUCCUCUGGAUCUGAGACGUCGAGCGCGCCGCGGGCUCUAGCCGGAGUGUUUGGAUCUGAAAAUGAGUGAGGGGAAUACUACUCAGCUUGACCUUGAGAAAGGACUGCCUCAAAUUUCGAAUGAUAAUGAUUCAAGUAGCCCUUCAACAAUACACAAGAUGAAAGCUAACACGGAAGAUUCUGGAAGCAAAAUUGAAUCACCCACUCCAGAGAAGCUUGAAUCUAGAAGCAAAGGGGUUGUUGUGAGUUCGCUAGCAAGGAAUUUGCUUGCAGAGAGGUACAAAGACAGAUUUGCAAACCAGCUGGGGGAAGAUGAGGAUGACACAGAUGAUGAAGACUAUAAUGACAGUCUUUCACCUGGUGUUAGCCGACCUCUAAUUUCAGGAAGCAUCGAACUCCUUGAGAAACACAAGGAUUUGCUGAAUUUUUUCAAUAGAAUGGAAAGUUCUAUAAGGUUGCUACGGUUACGGAAGAAGAUGACUACAUUUAAGAAUAUUGCUACCCAGGUGGAAGUACUCACAAAGAGGACAUUCUCAUACAGUCAUUUGGCCCAGAUGAAGCAUUUAUUUCCAGAAGCAAUCCAGAUAAAGAGGAUACUCUUACAUGAUGAGAAAAGCUUAUGCAUGUAUCCUGAUAUGGAAAUCACACUUGUCAUGGAUGUUGUGGAAUGUACAAGUCCAGAUGAGUCUCCAUCAAUGGCAAUCUGCGAGGCGUUUUACUCAAAGCUUUUGAAUUUUUUGGAUGCUCAUCAUAAGGGUACAGACAUUCCUGAGGCAAUCCUACCAGAACCCUUUAAUUCAAGGCCAAGGGAGAAGUUAUAUCUUCAGGCACCUGAUGGACAUGCUGCGGAGCCACCUCUGCAGGGCACCACUGAGGAUGGAUUGUCAUAUGCUUCCCACUUCCCACAAACUUUUCAAAAACUCAUGUCACAGAAAAUUGUUGCUGAUGGAACAGAAAAGACUCAGUUGCUAUCUGAUCCAGCAGAACUGAGCUCUGUGCGUGCUUAUGAUACGGAAGGGACAAACAGAAGCCCUAAAAAGCAAGACACACAUGCUCCAGUUCCAGUGAACUCUGAAAUCUCUGCUACUCCAAGCCGCCAUUUGAUCUCGUGUUGUCAAGAGAGUACACCGAAACAAGGGACCUCAGAAUCAUCAUUUUUGGCUGGAACACCAGCAAUGCAGACACCAAAAAGGCUGUUGCCGACUUCACUUGAGAAACUUGAGACCACUUGUGGACACAUUUCUGAACCACGUUCAACCAGUUCAGCCCGCAGAUCACUGAAUACAUCGUUAAAAUUUGAAGGAGGAAGCCUGUCUUGUCACGAUGGAAUGGAACAUGAGGCUACAGCUAAAAAGGACGUGUUCUCAGAAGUUUCAUCUAGUUCCAACAAGUCACUAGAGGAAAAUGAUCUUAUCUCCUUUACUUAUGAAGAAAAAACCAAUCAAAUAGACCCAGUGGAAACCCAGGAAAAGAUAGCUUCGCUUUGUAGCACAUUUGAUAUAGUCUGUGAUAUUUCUCGUUCUACCAAGAAUUCGCAAAUCACGAAACAGGAACUUUUCCACUAUAUUCUUGCCAGCAACUUGGAGAUAGAAGAGACAGGGGAGAUAGAAGAGCAGCUGCAUAUUUUAGAGGAUCUGGCUCCCGACUGGAUAUCUAAGAAGGUGAUAAAUGGAGGAGAAAUACUUUACAGCAUUGUACCUAUACCUAUAACAGAUCAGAGUUCAGUUCGGGCAAGGCUUGUUGAAGCCGUAUGAGAUAGCUGUGAUCGGUUCAAAGCUGAAGAAUCCACCUGAUACUUCUAUGUAUGUACCACUAAUGGAACCCAUCAAGCAGCCACAUUAGCCAAUUUACCAUCAUGGAAUCCGCUGGAUUGCUCUUGUCUGAUUCGAGUUCAAUUGAGUAGCAACAGAAGCAGAUGGGAUUCCUCAGUGCAAUCUGUGUUCUUGUUGACCUGCUCAAUGCUAAAACUGUUAUGAAGCUUGAAUGAAUUCACAGCUGAGUGUAGUUUGCUGCUCAGAUUUGGUGCGUCCCAGUGGCCGCGUACUGCCGCCUGAGCUUUCUGUUGAAAUCCCUAGAAUUCAACAUUAGAAUCUGUGUGGAAAUCAAUUGCCCUUUGCAUCUC